This is a messenger RNA of Adelges cooleyi (spruce gall adelgid), 734 nucleotides long. RefSeq names its product 60S ribosomal protein L11 (gene RpL11). Lineage: Eukaryota; Metazoa; Arthropoda; Insecta; Hemiptera; Adelgidae. The transcript is spliced from 6 exons. The record is from RefSeq and is a predicted model, not a curated record. Gene Ontology annotation, biological process: translation. Gene Ontology annotation, cellular component: ribosome; cytosolic large ribosomal subunit. Gene Ontology annotation, molecular function: structural constituent of ribosome; RNA binding. The coding region runs from base 123 to 698 and encodes 191 amino acids.
ACACGGUCAGUUUUUUUAGGUUAUAAACAUCAUAACAAUCCUCUCUCCGUUCAACAAUUUGCAUAGCCUCCUCGUUACGUUCUUUCGCGUUUCUGUACCGACUUGCACUCAACGUUACAAAAAUGGUUGUCGAAGAUUCCAAGAGAGGCGCUAAGAACAAAGUGUCGGCGGAGAAGGCAAAGAACCGCAUGCGCGAACUGAGGAUCCGCAAACUCUGCCUGAACAUUUGUGUCGGAGAAUCUGGAGACAAAUUGACCCGUGCCGCUAAGGUAUUGGAACAGUUGACUGGUCAACAACCUGUAUUUUCUAAAGCUCGUUAUACUGUACGAUCAUUCAGUAUAAGAAGAAAUGAAAAGAUUGCUGUACAUUGCACAGUCCGUGGGGCUAAGGCUGAAGAAAUCUUAGAACGUGGUUUAAAGGUUCGUGAAUACGAAUUGAGACGAGAAAACUUCUCUGAUACUGGCAACUUUGGGUUUGGUAUUCAAGAACACAUCGAUUUGGGUAUCAAAUACGAUCCCAGUAUUGGAAUCUAUGGUUUAGACUUCUUCGUUGUUUUGGGACGCCAAGGUUUCAAUGUAGGACACAGAAGAAGAAAGCAAGGAAAAGUUGGAUACCAACAUAGGUUAAACAAGGAAGACGCUAUGAAAUGGUUCCAGACCAAAUAUGACGGUAUCAUUCUUGCAGGGAAAAAGAACUAAUGUUUUUAAAUAUAUAUUUGUUAUUUUUCCAAAGAA